CCUCUCCAGUCUGCCAUCACAUCUCUCACUGUGCUCUCCUCCUCGGAGCUGCGUGCGUCUCUGCAUACGCUCGUGCGUAAGAGCGCUCCGAUGGAUGCGUAAAGUGGAAGACUCCCGCGGAAAAAAAUCUAAACAAAACAAAAACAUAACAAAAAAAAAAAAAACAACCGACAACGAUAAUACAAAGAGAGAGAGAGAGCUUUAGAUGAUGUUAGUGAAGAUGUUCAUCAGUUCGGAUGAAGGCGCGCUGCUGUUUGGGUGCAUGUCCCUGGACUUUUCAGCAUCGCGGAGGGACCACCGUCGCUCCUCUCCUAGCGUGUCUGCGUGAAGUGGAACCCGGGAGGAAGAAACACAAUGCGAGGCGCCUCCUUUCUCCUCGGCUUCCUGCUGCUCAAAGUUAGCGCUCUGCUGUGCACGGCUGACGGCGAGCCGGGCUUGCUGGGGGGCUUCGUGAUGAUCGCCACCUCCAACGGCUCCCGGGAGGAGGAGAGCGUGUCGGAGGAGACCCUGCACACGGAGGACAAAUGCCGGGGUUACUACGACGUCAUGGGGCAGUGGGACCCUCCGUUCGUCUGCAAAACGGGCAAUUAUUUGUACUGCUGCGGCACCUGUGGCUUCCGCUUCUGCUGCGCCUACAAGCACUCCCGCCUGGACCAGAGCACUUGCAAAAACUACGACACCCCGUUGUGGAUGAAGACCGGCCAGACGCCGUACAAGAAAAACCGCAACAAGAUCCACGACAGCACCAAAGACAAGACCAACUUGAUAGUUUACAUCAUAUGUGGAGUUGUGGCCAUCAUGGCCCUUGUGGGGAUUUUCACCAAACUGGGACUGGAGAAGGCUCAUCGUCCUCAGAGAGAGAACAUGUCCAGGGCCGUGGCCAGCGUGCUGCAGGGCGGGGGUCCGAGUGAGCAGUACCAGGCAGAGGAGGGCCUCGGCAUGCAUUCCAAACACUACGUUUCCAGAGCUGCAAACCUCCAGGGCGGUCAGAUGAACAACAACCUAGGAUCGGCGUCAAACAUGAUCCAACAGCACCCAUAUCCUGCUCUCGGUCAGCUGGCUCAUGUGUAUGAACAUCAACAACAUCAACAACAUCAACAACAACAACAACAACAACAACAUCAACAGCAGCAACAGCAACAACAACAGCAACAGCAGCAACAUCAAAACAAGGAUUUCAACAAGUACGCCUCCCUGAAAGCAGUGGCUGCCAAAUUCAAUGGUGAAGUCUACAACAAGCGCAGGCUGAUGGUGGAGCUGCCAACGAAAGAUGUUCUUCCACUUCAGCCUAUAGGAAACUCCCGACCUUCUAUGCCCAACAUGUCGUCGAUGACCACUAACCACCCUGUUGCUUUUAACCCAAUGGCUUCCCACUCCAUGAACCCAGCGAUAAACCAGAUGCCCUCCAUGACACCUAUGACAUCAAUAACACCCAUGACUUCUAUGACUCCCAUGACGACACUCACCCCAAUGAACUCUAUGACUCCUAUGACGUCAUUGGGCCCACUGACCCCAGAGCCGGUGGCAACAUAUGUUACUGAGAUGCCCAGAGUCUCCUCCAUCUCGACUCUCCCGACAGAACGGCGUGGAGUCAGAGGAGGAUCGCUGAAGCCCAACGGUCAGAAACUUAAAAGCAACCACGGCCAUGUUGCCUACAGCGCUCACAGUGCCCACACUCACCUUCACAGCCACAGUAGCAAGCCGCCAGGACAAGGGACUACCUCCCUGGCACACAUGGCAGGUACUAUGCCAGGCGGCACAUCUUUGGGCAUCUCCAGGGUUGCCGAGACCCCAAUUGGCUCCAGCUUUGCAACAAUGGGGCGCCCAUUGGCGUACAGUUCCAACACCAUAGCGGCUGGGCAUGGGGUGGGAAUGGGGCUAAAGGGUUGGGAUGGGACAGAGACAGUUGGCCGAAGGAAGACCUAUGGGCAGAAGAGGCCUCAGUGUACAGUGCUGGAGCCUAACCAGCUCCAUGGCAGCAGAGGCCAUAGCCACAGCCAACACUUCCUCCCCACACAGCCCUACUUUGUGACCAACAGCAAGACAGAGGUGACUGUGUGAGACAAAACGGAGAAGGGUAAAGAAUGCAUGGUGACAUAAAUGGAUACACCAACACAAGAGUUGGCCAAAGGCACAGGUGUGUUUGUUUAAAUCUGAGGUGGUACUGGUAAAUGAUAUGCACUUUGUGACACCACAUCUGAUUGGGCCCUUUGAAUACAAAGAGAGUCCAUCAAAUCACCACUGAACAGCAUUUUGAUGUCUGAUGCUAGUGGCCAGGUGACAUCAUCAUAACAAUGUAAAGUUGUUGAACAUGUGUAUCACAGCUACAUGAGCACUGCAAUGUCACAGAGAUUGAUGGGAACCAAACCCUGGAAGCAAUAUAAGGGAUCCAGCACCCAGGCAUUGUUUGCAAAGUCAAAUUGAUAGUCCAGGUGUCUGACAAACGAGAAUUAAAUGGUUGAACUACAAACAUUCCAGUAUGCCUCAUCCCCCAAAUGUCUUGAUGUGUUGAAACUGACAGAGGACAAGGGCUCUGGGCUUUGGACUGCAAACAUACAAGGUUCACUAGAUGUUUCCUCAUAAGCUUUGGAACUGAAGGUCUGACUUCUGGAACAAAGCUCCAACACAGUUAAUGUGUGGCGGAGACACAGCUCUUGUCUGCAGAGACACAGCAGCCGGUUGCUUCUGCUGUAGCAUGAUUCUUCCAUAGUCACACUGAAGUGCACAUAUUCCCACACAUGCAGGAAUAGGACCGGGACGAACAUAGAAGAAACUACAUAGGGACGCUGUAGAAACAUCAGCUGCCCCAGCUUGAUCCAUUUAUGCUUUGUUUUGUUUGUUUGCAUAUGUGAUUUGUGCACAUGUGUUGUGUAUUGUAUUAAAUCUCCACUGGAACACUUAAAUAUGAUUUGUUUAAAGGAGUUGACAGGCAUGGAUUGAAGUCUAAAAUGACUUUCUUCAAAUACAUUCAAGUCAUAAAUACACAAAUGAUUAGGGGUUUUGGAGCUGUGGGUCAGAAUGGGGCCUUUAAAAAACUGGGACUGGGCCAAUCGCUCUGGUGUAUACAGUAGGAUUUACGACUCAGCAGACACUAAACACAAACCCAAAACAAUAAUGGUUUCAUUUUUGAUAAGCAAUGAUAGAGUAUCUCAGCUUAGAUAUCUUACUGUACUACAAAAUAUAAUUUUAAAGUGUGAAAGAAACACUCGGAGGACAAAAAGAUAAAUUAAGUACCAGAAUCAGUUGACCACAAUAUUUGACGCCUGUCGGGGAUAGGUUGAUUGGCAACACUAAAUUGGCCCUAAUGUGUGAAUGUUAGUGUGAAUGUUGUCUGUCUAUCUGUGUGGACCCUGCGAUUAGGUGGCGACUUGUCCAGGGUAUACCCCGCCUUCCGCCCGAUUGUAGCUGAGAUAGGCGCCAGCGCCCCCCGCGACCCCACAAGGGAAUACGCGGUAGAAAAUAGAUGGAUGGAUGGAUGUUUGAAUUAAAAAAUCAAUAAAUCCCAUAGCGGUCAAUUAUGUUCUGAGUGUUCCGUUCCAAGUUGAAACUACAGUUGUCCCUCGCUACAUAGCGCUUCAAAUACUCUGCCUUCACUUCAUCGCAUAUUUUAUUUUAUACAUUUGUUAAGGAUAUUUUACAUAAUUUUGACUCAAAUCAAGUGAUACAUUAAGUCUUAUUUAUGUUUUAUAAUUACAGUGCAGUAUUUAUUUUAUGUUCUAUUAAAAUGUUGUGGCGAUGGAUAAAAAUGUUCACAAAGCGGGACUUCCAGUUGCGGAUUAAAGGGUGGCGCCUCUGUAUCUUGUCAGAAGAACUUCGUGAUGCACUUAAUUUUUAACUCCUGUCUCACCAAUAACACAUCUCUACAUUGCUGAGACCUAAGUGUGAGCAUUGUCAAAAGAAGAGUCGGCAGACGGACCAGACUCGAUUUUAGUCGGAGCGCCAUUAUCGCAAAUAAGACUACUAUCAGCAGCUGUCUGAGCAAUGCGAAGUGGAGAUGAACUCAACAAGAUGCACUUCGACUUCAUCAUCUUUGACCCCUUUUACACUGCACACCAAAUCUGAUUUUUUUUUGCCCUCUAGUGACACAGAUCUACAUUUCUUUUGCCAGUGUUCCAAAGCAUUUCAAAUCAAAUGUGCAGCAGUCUAAACGGCAAAGCCACUGGAAUGCGACUUUUACGUCAUCUUUGGUAGAGAUACGUCACUCAUAUGUGCAGCAUGAUAACUUUCCAUUUUGCAAUUCUCUUCUUCCUCCUCCUGCAGUUAUUUACCAUCAUCUGCCAAAAUCCUCCACACAAACCCACUAACACGCUGGUCUGUGGCGUCCAUGAUUUCUAGUGUAGUAGCAACUUCCUUCUUUAUUUACGGAAUUCGGUGUUCAGUUGAAAUGAGCUGCUUUGUCGAAAAAAGCUACCCGCGGUGUCUAUGACCAAAAAUAAUACCUUAAAUUUCCAAAUGCUGAUUUAGAUAUUACAUUUAAUAUAUAAUAAAAUAAUCACUUUCUUGUCGCACUAGGAAGAAGUCAACUCUUCAUCCACGCGAGGUAGCCCAUUUAAAAAAAUCUACUUCUUGUGUUUUUGAUUGAUUGAUUGAUACUUUUAUUAGUAGAUUGCACAGUACAGUACAUAUUCCGUACAAUUGACCACUAAAUGGUAACACCCGAAUAAGUUUUUCAACUUGUUUAAGUCGGGGUCCACGUUAAUCAAUUCAUGGUUUUCUUUUCAUAACUACGUAUGCAAGUGACGUCAAGGCCACAUUAGGGCCAUGUUGGGGCCUGUGCACAUUUACACUGGAGUCUGAUAAAAAUCACAUUUUACUUGCAGUGCAAAAAGUCAGUGUGAAUGUGAGGGUGAAUGUUUUCUGUUAAUCUGUGUUGGCCCUGCAAUAAGGUGGCGAGUUGUCCUGGGUGUACUCCGCCUUCCGCCCGAAUGCAGCUGUAAUAGGCUUCAGCACCCCCCGCGACCCCAAAAAGGGACAAGGCGUAGAAAAUGAAUGGAUAGAUGUAAACAGUCAGCUGGAAAAAAAAUCUUAUUUAAAAAAAAAAGAAAGGGGCCACUAGUCUGGCCUUUGGCGUGAAGCUAACAAGACGGGAUGCUAAUAAUAACGCUAAUGAUGGUAGCUGUGACCAUUGAAAAAGUUUUUUGCAGAACAACUUACGCCUAUAGUUUCAGCACAUAUAAGCCACAUUGUAAUUUAGAGAAAAUACCCAGUAUGUGACAAAGUAUUUCCACGUCGAUGCCGUGUUGUAGUGGCCAGGUGAAUGCUUGGAGGAUCCUCCAAGCUGCCGGUGAGUACAGUAAUCUACAAUAGAACAUAAUUACGACUACUGUGUGACCUAAUUAUGUUUAAAUGUGUUCCUAAAAGGCCACAAGUGUAAAUAUACAAUUAUUAUCGUUGUUGACAUAUUGUUGAGUUUGUUGUUACUUGUUCCAAGCCUGGGCAGUGAUAGAUUGGCGAAAACAAACAACCGCAUUUUUAAUUUACAAGAGAAACCACAGCAAACUUGAUCCGCGCUGCCUUCCUAAAAUGCAUGCCCCGGUACGGCCUACUGGUUUAGAAAACAAAUAUCGAUGUGUCACUUGUUUUAAAGUAUGAGAAGAGUGGACAAACAAGUUGGCUUUGCGAUUGAAUCUUCAUCCAAACGGUUUUAUUUGGGCGCCCCGUUAGUGGGCAUCCCAGCAGAAGUGGAAAUAUUACAUUAACUGAUUGUGUUAUUAUGGUUUAUUAUGGUUAGUUUGUAUGUUUAGCACUUAGUAAUACUGCUGAUGCUAUACAGUGUUACAAAAAAGCUGCAUCUGUUUAGCACUUUGGCUUCUACAAACAUUGUUUCCGUAUGAGUUGGGAUAUUGUGUUAGAUUUAAAUAUAAACGGAAUACAAUGAUUUGCAAAUCCUUUUCAACCCAUAUUCAAUUGAAUGCACUACAAAGACAACAUAUUUGAUGUUCAAACUCAUAAACUUUAUUUUUUUUGCAAAUAAUAUAUAACUUAGAAUUUCAUGGCAGCAACACAUGCCAAAGUAGUUGGGAAAGGACAUGUUCACCACUGUGUUACAUCACCUUUUCUUUUAACAACACUCAAUAAACGUUUGGGAACUGAGGAAACAAAUUGUUGAAGCUUUGAAAGUGGACAUUUUUUCCCAUUCCUGUUUUAUAUAGAGCUUCAGUCCUUCAACAGUCCGGGGUCUCCUCUGUCGUAUUUUACGCUUCAUAAUGCGCCACACAUAUUCGAUGGGAGACAGGUUUGGACUGCAGGCAGGCCAGGAAAGUACCCGCACUCUUUUUUAUAAAGCCACACUGUUGUAACACUUGUCUUGCUGAAAUAAGCAGGGGCAUCCAUGAUAACGUUUGCACGUGUUGCUGGCGUCAAAUUCUAAAGUUAAUGAUUAUUUGCAAAAAAAAAAAAUGUUUAUCACUUUGAACAUCAAAUUUGUUGUCUUUGUAUCAUAUUCAACUGAAUAUGGGUUGAAAAUGAUGUGCAAAUCAUUGUAUUCCGUUUAUAUUUACAUCUAACACAAUUUCCCAACUCAUAUGGAAACAGGGUUUGUAACACUAAUUGCUCAUCCUCUGUAUUCAGACUCAAACAUAUAAGGUUCAGGAUCACAGUUUUCCCAAAGUAAUUGUUGUUGGCUCUCACAAAGUUUGCAUAAAUAGCAUUGUUGUUGGUUGGGAAGGGAUCUUACGUCACGGAUCACGUGACCAGCUUCCUCAUUUACACAAAAUAGUUUGGAAAUCUCCUUAAGAUUGAUCAUAUCUAUUAAAACGCAAACUUUGGAAGUCUUUUAGUGUCAUAAAUCAUAUAUAUAUAUAUAUGAUACUAGCUUCAAUGUAGAGGCAACUUGUUUUUGAGGGCACUUCGUCCUUCUCUUGUCAAAUAUUAAAAUAUUACAAGAAACGCGACAAAAGUCUUACUAUUGUUGAAGACGGACAUGUUUAACAGUUAAAAAGUGCUUCUGCAAUGUAAACGUUCUACACAAUGCACGCAACUUACUCAAAUAUUAAAAUAACCGAUAGCAGCAAUCCUAAUUUGUCAAAACAAGAAACAAACCUGAGAUUUGAUUGGACAGUUGAGCACCGAAAGUGGCGACUUAUCCAAGGUGUACCCACCCACAUAACCCACUAGAAUGCAGCUGGGAUAUGUUCAACCCACCCCGCGACCCCAAGAAGAACAAGCGGUAGAAAAAUGGACGGAUGUAUGGAUGGAGUUGAGCACUUAACCUUUUUGACCUAGGGGCCCAAUUUUUCCACCACAUAUGGGCCCGAGAGCCCACUGAAAUAUUAACAUACAAUUAGUAAUCAGAUUUUAUUUGUAUUCAGUAAUUAUAUAGAACCUAUAUACACUUUACAACCUUGUCAAGGUACUGUAUAUAAAACAAUUUGUUAACCACAAAGAUUAUUAUCAAGGCUUAAGUCAGGCUGAUUAUAAAAUCAAAUACUCAAAUAUACUGCAAAAGAAGGGACUCAUUAAACCUAUUAAAGUGUAUUAACAUAAAUUUAGACAUUGCUAACAUGAAUACAUUCUCACUAAAUUACUAAUGAAUAAUCAUUUAAAUGUUUCAAUAAACAAUAAAAUUAAAGCGCAAAUAUAAAAUACAGCAUUACUACUUUAGUCAUAAUUUCUGCGCUUCAGAAACUUCUAGAUGUGUUAUUGUUUUCUACUGGGGAAGGCGACGGCACAGCAGUGGGAUGUCAAGUUCAAUUGGUUUAUUUAGAACUUGAUGAUUACGUGGAGUGUGUAUGCUACUAUGUGUCUGCAUGAAUGGCAAUGUGUUGAAUUAUCAUAUGUAAAUACCAUGAGGGUUGUUGAGGUGUGUUUUGGAUGAAAUGCGUCCAAAUCCGAAAGGGAGCAAGCCAGAGGAAGUCCAAAGUCCAAGCGAGGGGCUAAAGGCAGGAGAGCGAGUCCAAAGUCCAAAAACGAGGUCGGAGAUCCAGGAAGGCAAAAUGGGGGCCAGGGGGGAAGCAGCGGUGGUGACACAACACUGUGGGAAGAGCAGGAGAAACAGGGAUCAGGGAAAACACAAGGGCACAAGGAAAUAGGCAACGAGCAAGAUUAGGAGGAAGUCAGAGACACGCAGCUUACGUGGGGUAGUUUACAUUCCGACAUGGAGGACCUUUAUACUGCCCUCCUUCAUCAACAUCAGGUGUGUCAGGUGUAGGGGCGUGUCUAGAGUUUGCAGCGGAGCCUCUGUGUGCUCUUGCAGCAGCGGGAAGCACAGAGUGUGUGUGUGACACAACAGGAUGACUUCAGCUCCAAACUUUUUGUUUCAUAUUGUUAUCAAUGCCAUAAGUGGUGAAAAGGUGUAUUGCAACUGAGUACCACUGAGAAACAAAUUUUUUUGGCAGACCAAGGAUUGUUGUCGCAGACCAAGAGUUAAUAAACACUGGCAUAAAUGACAAUAACUGACAAAAAUGUGCAAAGAAGUAUUUGAGAUUGGUUGAAUCUGUGUGAAUUAGAACGAUUGCAAAUUUAUGGAGGGUCUGUUUAUCAUGAUUCUCAUUUUCCUUACUAAGUACUAAGAGUAAAGUUGCAUACUUGUGGUUUCAAAAUAAACCAUUUUAUUGGUUGACUAAAAUGACUCAGUAUUACAGACCUAUAAAUGACGUAUUAGGUAUCAUUUUCUAUUUUUCCAUCUCAAGUUCGGUAUUUGCUAUCCUAGAAUUUUCAAACUAGAUAACCGAAAGGAAGGUCUUAUUUUUCUCUGGAUGUUAUCCGACCCAAUUGACUUAAUCCAGAAAGCCGGGAAUGUGGAAAUAUGAGCCUCUUGCCAACCGUGAUUACUUCACCAUGAAAGCAGAAGCAGCCACCGGAAUAAUUGUCAAGCGGGAAAAGCAGUGGAAGCAAUCGCUCCAAAAAAUAAAGCAUAAAAAAAAGUCAUACCUCGCCAUACACAAAAUAAAAGGACGCACCACUGGAAUUAGUUGAUAAGGUCAUGACCACAGAUGAAUGGAUUCAUGAGGGAGUCUUGGUUCCUUCAGACACACAAAAGUUUGCUCAAAUGGCUUAGCAAAAAAAAUUUAAAAAGAACGUUAUUUACCACUUGGUUGUGUUUUUCUUUUUGACAGCUACUGUACAUGCAAGCUAUAAUAAUACAAGAUAGGGCUUUACUUUUAAUAUGGCUGUAUAACAGAUUAGUGAGCAAAAGGAAAUGACUGUUAAGCGGCUAGUUAAUAAAACAUCUUCAAUGAAAUAGAAUGUAAUUGAAUGAAAACAUGAUUUGAAAAAACUAAAUCAAGAUUUAUUUCCAAAAACAGGUUUAGGCCAUCUUAUAUUCUGGUCAAUACAGUGUUACCUUAAAUCAGAAACUCCUGGCACCAUGAUUCUAUCUAUUGGAACCCCACUUUAACCCCCGCCCGCCCCCCAAACCCCUACCCCACAAAAAUAAAUAAAAUACGAUUUUGAUUUACAACAUUAAUCAGCAGUUUCAAUCCUUUUUUGGAGUUUAUUUUCCCCUUCAUAAAUCAUGCUGUCCAUCAUGUUGACAGCUAAAACACUACACUUUGAUCUCCGCUUGGCUAAACUGUGUGUGUCAAUUCAUGAUUCUCUCUAAACACCUCGUCCAAACAAAAUGAAGCAUUUGAUGCUGAUUUUUGUGUUUACAUUUUACCAUAAACGUGAUCAGAAAAAACGAUUACUGUCCAAUAGUACGUCAACUUACGAGCCUAAUGUGUUUCACGACCUAACUCAAAACACUUGUAUCUUAAAUCAACAUCACCCAUUUUCCUAAUGUAAUGGGAGCUAUCGACUGCACACACAUCGCUAUAAAAUGACCAACAAGUGCAUGUCAACAGGAAACAUUGUCAUUUGAUCAAUAUACAGACCAUAUGUAAUACGCAAAGGCAAUGAAGCAACACAGUAGCAAUGUGCAUUCUUACAUUCUAAGUUAUAAAAAGGUUGGGAAUAAAAUACAAGCGGGCAUUGUGCACGAGAAGUGGCAUCUUGGUGAAUACAUGCAUUUAUUUCCUUGUCUUGUUAUUAAUCCCCAUGAUGCAUUUUGACCAUACCUAAAUUUGUUUGGGCGUGCAACUUUUUAUGGAUUUGAGCAUACGCCAUUUUUUAAUAAGAUGUCCGAACUGCACUUCUUUUUGCAUUUUUGCCUAUCGUUCACAAUCAUUAUGAGAGACAAAAACACACGUCUUUUUUUUUUUUUGGAAGGAUUGUAAAGAUGAUAAAAAGCACUUGCAAUAUGGGACUAAUGGGAGUCACUGCUGUAGCCUUCGAAGCCCUCUUAAACAACUUCAAAACCUUCCAUCAAUGUUUUGUAUACACCCUGCAAGUACAGUAGGUAGGGGAUUCAAAUGGCCCCAUUUGUCACAGUUUACCUGACACAUGAAACUUGACACAUUGGGGGGUUGCAAUAUAUACUUCAGCAGGUAGAUGGCAGUUGAGUGUUAAAUAUCUUACAAUGUGUUUUGUGGCAAUUCCAACUUUGACCACAUUGUCAGUUGCUAUGUCGAGUGGCGCUUUCCAUCAUUUUCAGCAGAAUGUUUACCACCCACCUUCCUCUCACGUGAGAUCCACCAUAUGAAUCCCUUCAUUACUGUAUAUAUAUAAUUUAGUAAAA
Molecule: messenger RNA, 10555 nt
Organism: Nerophis ophidion (straightnose pipefish)
Lineage: Eukaryota; Metazoa; Chordata; Actinopteri; Syngnathiformes; Syngnathidae
Gene: shisa9a
Product: shisa family member 9a
Exons: 4
Coding region: 355-2061 (568 amino acids)
Biological process (GO): regulation of AMPA receptor activity; regulation of short-term neuronal synaptic plasticity
Cellular component (GO): postsynaptic density; postsynaptic membrane; dendritic spine membrane
Source: RefSeq, a predicted model, not a curated record